This is a messenger RNA of Fraxinus pennsylvanica, 1041 nucleotides long. Lineage: Eukaryota; Viridiplantae; Streptophyta; Magnoliopsida; Lamiales; Oleaceae. The record is from the annotation of a GenBank genome assembly.
AUGAAAACUCCAAUUAUAUUGAAAAUAUUUUACCUCGAGAUUGUGCUGCUGUGUGUUCUCUGCCAGUCUUCAGAUGCAUGUUCUGAAACCUCGAAACAAAAUAAUGUCACAAUCCCAAUGGAGCAAAGGUACCGACAAUGGAUGAAACGACAUGGACGAAAAUAUGGUAGCAGAGAUGAAUGGAAUUUUCGCUUUGGGAUUUACCAAUCCAAUCUUCUAUUUAUUGAAUACAUAAAUUCUCAGAAUCUUACCUAUAAACUGAGGGACAAUAAAUUCGCAGACAUUACAAACCUGGAAUUCAGAAAUGCCUACUUGGGUUAUAAGAGCCCGAGGUUUUCACGCAAGGGACAACAAAAUUUUACAUUUGAUGGUUCUCUAAUACCACCAAGCAUAGAUUGGAGAAAGAGGGGUGCAGUAACUGCUGUCAAAAAUCAAGGCACCUGUGGCAGUUGCUGGGCAUUUUCUGCAAUAGCAGCUGUAGAAGGCAUCAACAAGAUCAAGACUGGAAAAUUAGUCUCUUUAUCCGAACAAGAACUCGUAGACUGUGAUUACAACACAGAUAACAAAGGCUGUCAAGGUGGAUACAUGGAAAAAGCAUUUGCUUUCAUCAAGAAAAUUGGUGGAAUAACAACAGAAAAAGAUUAUCCUUACGUAGGAAAAGAUGACAGAUGUAACACCACCGAAAGAAAAAAAGGUGCAGUGAAAAUAAGUAGCUAUAAAGCGAUACCUGCCGGUAGUGAGAAAGCUCUACUUGCUGCAGUGGCAAAACAACCAGUAUCUGUUGCCAUUGAUGCUGGAGGCUAUGACUUUCAACUGUACUCUAGCGGGAUCUUCUCUGGUUAUUGUGGCAAAGAUCUCAAUCAUGGCGUUGCAUCUGUUGGCUAUGGAGAAUCAAAUGGUGAGAAGUACUGGCUCGUGAAAAAUUCAUGGGGCGCUCACUGGGGUGAAGCAGGUUAUAUAAAAAUGAAGCGUGAUUCUACUGAUAAAGAUGGGAUAUGCGGCAUUGCAAUGGAAGCUAGCUACCCGAUUAAAAAGUCUUGA